This is a messenger RNA of Rhincodon typus (whale shark), 2490 nucleotides long. RefSeq names its product protocadherin-10-like. NCBI's taxonomy places the organism in Eukaryota, Metazoa, Chordata, Chondrichthyes, Orectolobiformes, Rhincodontidae. Bases 1 to 2490 code for a protein of 829 amino acids. The transcript has a single exon. Gene Ontology annotation, cellular component: plasma membrane. Gene Ontology annotation, molecular function: calcium ion binding. The record is from RefSeq and is a predicted model, not a curated record. Gene Ontology annotation, biological process: homophilic cell-cell adhesion.
AUGAGAUAUAACAUUUAUUCGCUGCUAAAAUGCCAAUUAUUGUACUGUGCAUUUUCCUCGUGGAAUCUGGUGCUUGGGCAGAUUCGUUACUCGAUUCCUGAAGAAUUGCAGCUGGGCGCCUUUGUUGGAAAUAUUGCAGAGGAUUUAGGCUUAGAUGUAAAGCAGCUCUCCACUCGCAGCUUUCGGCUUGUAUCCGGUCCGAGGAAACAAUAUGUGGAGAUCAAUUUGGACACUGGUAUUUUAUUCGUGAAGGAUAAAAUUGACAGAGAAGAGAUUUGCGGCCGGAGCCUGAGCUGUGUUUUAUCCUUGGGCGGUUUGCUUGAAAACCCCUUAAAGCUCUACAAGGUUACAGUGGAGAUUCUCGAUGUAAAUGACAAUGAUCCCACUUUCCCAAAGAGACAAUUCCACCUACAAAUAUCUGAGCGUUCUAAAGCAGGAAUGCGUUUUCCCCUCGAGUCGGCUCACGAUUUGGACAUUGGAAACAACUCCGUACAAAAAUACGAGCUCCUUCCGAACGACUAUUUUGUUCUCGACGUUCGGACUGGCGAAGGAAAAAUGCCAGUGUUGGUUCUGAAGAGUUCCUUGGAUAGAGAAACGGAAUCCAGCCACAGCUUAACGUUGAUAGCCAAGGACGGCGGGAUUCCUGUGAGAUCGGGCACAGUUGAGAUCAUAAUCAUUGUAAAGGAUACAAAUGACAACGCUCCUGUCUUCUUUCAGAAGGAUUAUCGAGUCAGUCUAUUGGAAACUGCGCCAACAGGGACGCAAGUAAUCAUACUAAAUGCUACCGACUCGGACGACGGUCUAAAUGGAGAGAUUAGGUACUCGCUUGGUAGCCACACUUCAGCUACUGCUCGGGAAAAGUUUGGCGUAGAUGCCAAGACUGGUAAAAUACACGUGAAAGGGAGGUUGGACUAUGAAGAAAGCAAUACCUUCGAGCUUAUCAUACAAGCCAUUGACGGGGGAUCAGAUCCAAUGUCAGGGCAUUGUGUAGUAUCGGUGAAUAUUAUUGAUGUGAAUGAUAACCCUCCUGACGUGACGUUGACAUCUUUAUCACGCACAAUUUCAGAAGCUGCUCCAGUUGGGUCUGUGGUCGCUCUUUUCAGCGCAGCGGAUAAAGAUUCGGGGAGAAACGGACUGGUACAAUGUCAAAUUUCAAAUAAAUUACCCUUUAGACUAGAUUCUUCUUUGGAAAAUUUUUAUGGAAUACUUGUUCAUCAGGCACUGGACCGGGAAAACGUCUCCAGCUACGAUAUUACAAUAACAUGCACGGAUGCGGGAAAUCCCUUCCUUACAUCGGAAAAAACCGUUCGAGUAGACGUUUCGGAUAUAAAUGAUAAUGCCCCACGGUUCACGCAGUCUUUAUAUACCGCACAUGUCAAGGAGAACAAUGUUAUUGGCGCUUCUAUUUUUUCCAUUACAGCCUUUGAUCCAGACAUUGGACUGAACGCUCAACUGACAUACUCUAUCCUAGAGACUCAAGUUAUGAACUCUUCGGUAUCCACUUACUUCUCUGUUAACUCGGAAACUGGUGUCAUAUUCGCGCAGAGAUCUUUCGACUACGAGAAAUCGAAAAACUUUCGGAUCCAAGCUCAGGUCAUGGACCGUGGGACGCCGCCACUCGCAAGUAAUGUUUCUGUAAAUAUUAUUGUCCUUGAUGAGAAUGACAACAUUCCGGUCAUUGUGCAACCAUUAGCCCAAUUUGGAUCAGCAGCAGUCGAGACAAUAUCCAGGUUUGCAGAACCAGGCUACUUGGUUGCCAAGGUAUCGGCCACGGACGCUGAUGCCGGUCAAAACGCACGAGUCUCUUAUGCCAUUUUUCAGGCUACCCUUCAUAACCUUUUCACAAUUUCACCAGACACUGGCGAGAUUUGGACAAUACGUCGUAUCACGAAUAAUGAUGCCUCUGAACAAAGGUUGGUGAUAAUUGCGAAAGAUAAUGGAAACCCAUCACUUUCUGCCACAGUGACCAUCAUUUUAUCUGUGCAUGGUGGCGAUACUGCAACAUUCUCCGGCGUCAGUGGUUCGUUUGGAGGUCCUACGUUCACUCCUGAUCUGGGCCUUUCCUUGGUCAUCGUAUUAGGAGGAAUUUCUAUCAUAUUUCUCGUGAUCUUAGUUAUUCUCGCUGCCAUGGUUCAUAGAAGCAGAAACAUUAUAAGUAGUCAGCACUGUUCCCUGAGACUCUGUUGUUGCGCUGAGACAAGGCAUUCUCUGAAUAGAAUCCAAAAAGCCAGCAGAAACCUUCAGAUCCCUUCGAACUACGUCGAGGUGUUCGGGGGUGACCCACUUUCUCAGAGGUUCCGCUAUGAGUCAUGUUCAACAUUGCAGUCAACAAAGGGACAUGUCAUAAAUCCCAACAUAUGCAGAUCAAACACAGACAGAAACUGUGCCCAAAAUGAGUUUGUCAGGAAAGAAAACGCAAGAAUGAUUAAUUCUGAAAAUUGCAGCAACACGUUAAAGAAUAAGGUGAGGACCCUUCUUAAUGGAGAAUAA